AUGGAUCUUCAACAUGAUCAAAAAAGAGAAAAAUCAUCGGGAAAUGUAAGAUUCAAUGUAUUUGAAACAAAUUCAUCAGGUCUUGAUUUCAUUCAACAAAUACAAAAUUUGGAAAAUCCUCGUUUAAGUACAGCUGAUCAAAGUCAAUCAUCAACAAUAUCUCAGACAUAUAUACUUGAUAGAACGGAUAAUUUACUAUUACAACAGAAGAGAAUGUCGAGUGAUCCAGAAUUACAAAAAUUAAAUUAUAAAGAAAUAAUAUUUAAUGAAGAGAAUCUUACAACAGACACAUUACAACAUCAUCAAUUUAGUCAGACAGCUACAUUAGUUAAACAUCGAUUAUCGACUAUUUCUCAAAUCUAUUUACCACAUGGAAAUGAAUAUCAUCAUCAACGAAAAUUACCAGCAAAUAGUCCUGAUCUUAGUGAACAUUUUUUGUUGAAUGAUGAUACAGUUACUGAUAGUAGUAUAGAUACAGAUACAUUGAAAUCAAUUACAGAUGACGAUAGUAUAAAUGACUAUCACUUUUCUACAUCAUCAAAACAUAGAUUAUUUAUAUUUGAACCAAUUAUAACCGGUUUAAUUAUAUUUCCAAUACUUGUUCUAUUUUGGGCAUGUGGUUGGAAUUUAAUAUUAAUUAUGUUAAAUAAAUGGAAUUCAUUUUCAUUAACAUUACAUCUUGUUGAAAUUGAUAAUAAUGGAUAUAAUAAUUAUACUUGGACAUCAUUAAUAGUACCUUAUUUUAUUGCACAAUUUAUUUUAUUAUUAACUUAUCUUUUACAAGAUUCUAUUUAUAAUUUUCUUAAAUAUAAAUGUAAAUAUUGGUUAUUACACUCAAUUCUUCUAAAAUUUCAUAUUCUUCUCCUAGCAUCAACGUAUAUUGUACAAUGGGAAAUGAUGUGGACAAUUUGGGAUCAAUAUUCACCUCAAAAAUGGUAUUUUGAAAUUUUAAUGAGUUUAACAUCAUUAUUUGCAUUAAUUGUAUUAAAUGGUCAUCUAUGUGAUUUAGUUUGUGCACCAUUCUUAGUCAGUUAUGAUUCUGUUGAAUAUUGCAUACAAUUUGGAUGUCCACUAUUAACAAGACAGAUGAGUCAAUGGAUAAUUAAUCUAAUUAAUCAUUUCUUAUACGAAUAUUUUGUAUCAAUUUUGACCAUUGUUGCUUGGCGAGGUUUCUAUAAUUUUCUUGAUAAAUAUUUAUAUCCUGGUAAUGUUGAUUUAUCAGCUGGUCUCUGUUUCCUAUUUGGUUAUAUUCUCUAUUUUUUAUUGAUGUAUUUUCAAACAUAUUUCGAAGAUUUAAAUAUAAAAUAUGAAUUUUGGGCAUUUGUAUCAAUUAAUUUUCCUCAAUUUUAUCAUAAUAUUCAGCAUUUACUAGCGUUUAUUUCCUGUUUACUCAUUUGGCGUGGUUAUUGGAUGAUAUUUGACACAUAUAUCUACAUAUUUAAAGAAUAUCAUUAUACCUAUUUAUUAUUGUUUAUAGUAUCAUUUCUCGUUAUGGCACUACUUCAAACAUCAUCAUCAAUUAAUGGUCCCUUAAGUAACAUGCCCGAUUAUUUUUCGUUCUUUCCAUUAUAUCCGAAUUGCUAUUUGACAAUUAUGGUUAUGAAAUAUUCAAAAUUCUUUGGUAGAUUUGGAGAAAAUACGUCAUUAUAA
This is a messenger RNA of Didymodactylos carnosus, 1650 nucleotides long. Lineage: Eukaryota; Metazoa; Rotifera; Eurotatoria; Philodinida; Philodinidae. The record is from the annotation of a GenBank genome assembly.